Colletotrichum costaricense is the source of this 792-nucleotide messenger RNA. Its product is annotated as dienelactone hydrolase. Lineage: Eukaryota; Fungi; Ascomycota; Sordariomycetes; Glomerellales; Glomerellaceae. Bases 1 to 792 code for a protein of 263 amino acids. The record is from RefSeq and is a predicted model, not a curated record. Gene Ontology annotation, molecular function: hydrolase activity. The transcript has 4 exons.
AUGCUCAGCAAAACUAUUGUCGCAGCCCUUCUGGGCUUCGUAUCUCUGACCAAUGCUGCUAAGAAGUGCCCCGUUGCCGACGUUUCCGCCAUUGCCCACACUGGCACUCCAAUUGGCGAGGAGGUCAAGUACAAUGGGCUGACCCAAUAUGUCACCAAGCCAAGCACGCGUGGUAAUAGGACUGUUGGAGUCCUUUACCUGACCGACGUUUUCGGAAUCCAGCUCGCGCAAAACAAGCUCCUGUCCGACAGCUUUGCUCGCGCCGGUUACAUCUCCGUCGCGCCGGACCUGUUCAACGGCAGCCCCGCCCCGAACGAUAUCAACAUCCCCGGCUUCAACACGACGGCAUUCCUUGCGCAGCACGGACCCAACGUCACUGACCCGAUCAUCGCCAACUCCAUCAAGUACCUGCGCGAGGAACUCGGCGUGAGCAAGGUCGCCGUCACGGGAUACUGCUUCGGAGGCCGCUACUCUUUCCGCGUCCUCGCCGAGGGCAAGGGCGCUGAUGUCGGCUUCGCCGCGCACCCGAGUCUUCUUACCGAUGAGGAGAUUACGGCCAUCACUGGUCCCGCGAGUGUCGCUGCCGCCGAAACUGAUAACCUCAUGUCACCCGCUCGUCGUGCCGAGGUUGAGGCCCUCCUCAGUGAGACUGGCCAGCCCUUCUCCCUCGCUGUGUAUGGUGGUACCUCGCAUGGGUUCGGCGUUCGCGCCAAUAUUUCGGACCCCAGACAGAAGUUCGGCAAGGAGGAGGCUUUCUUCCAGGCUGUUCGCUUCUUUGACACCUGGGCUUGA